CCUGACAUGGGAAAACACUCGCUCUCGCGCCGUUCCUGAGGUUAGCCUGUUAGCUAACCGCCUGACGGCUUUAACAUAUUUAACAACCUUCACGAUGGAGCAUUCGUUCGGGAUUUCAGAUAGCCAAUGUUUGGCCACUGUUAGAGGACACGAGCUCACAAGCGGACAGAAAGAACCAAGACUCCUGUCCCUGUUACAGUGUUCUGGACAGUUCAAGUUGGAUAUUUUGGAAAACCCUGAAGCAAUUGUAUUAAGCCAAGUGCCCCAGCGAUCCAUCCCCAUCAAUAACCAUUUUCAGAUAGUUCGAGAGGCUGAAGAAGCACUUCUCAUUGACAUCUCGAUAGACACAACGGUACGGAUUCGUCUUCGAGGCGAGCAAAUGCCAGAGGUUCUGCUGGAGCUGCAGGAUGACGUGCACACUCAGUCUUUCUUACAACAUGUGACGAAGGCCAAACAGCAAGCUGAGAGGAGUUCACUGCCUAGGAAGAUGGAGCCUGUUGUACCCAUUCCAGUCAAAGACUGCACACCUGUUCCACCUCAAAGAGGAACCUCCAAAUCCACCUCAAACAACAUCAACAACAGUACUUUAGCAAAGCCCUCAAACACAGACUCCGCCCUCUCCCUUGCAACAGAUUUUGGUUUUGAAGAAAAUUUUAACCAUUGUAUGAAAGUGGAAGAGAAGAAGAACCAACAAAACCGUAUAGUUGCACAACGAGAGCCGCCCCCUCCACCACUGCCCCCUCUUCCCCCUCGAAAAGGCACAAACAAGCCAUCGACUAACCUCACGGCAGGCCUGACAGCUAAAGAAAGGCCACCCUCCGCACUGAAUGCCACACCUGUCAGAAAUGACAGAUUUCAGUCUGUAGACCGUGCAGUUUCCUGGUCUGACAGCCCAUCCAACUACACUAUGAGACAGACCUUGAUGGGCAGCCAGUCAGGGUCAAGGGAAGGCCUGCUUAAGUAUCGCCUCAGCAAGAAAGAGAAAGAAUAUGUAGACAUUAAGAACUUUCGGUUCUUCUUGGGCACUUGGAACGUGAACGGUCAGUCCCCAGACAGCAGUCUUGAGCCCUGGCUGCGCUGUGACCCAGAACCUCCAGACGUCUACGUACUGGGAUUUCAGGAGCUGGACCUGAGCACAGAGGCAUUUUUCUAUAUGGACUCAUCCAAAGAACAGUUGUGGGUUGAUGCUGUAGAGAGAAGCCUCCACCAUAAAGCCAGAUACAUGCAGAUCCGUAUCAUUCGCCUAGUGGGAAUGAUGAUGGUGGUGUAUGUCAACAAGGUGCACAAAGAUUGCAUCAAAGAGGUGGCUUCUGAGUCUGUGGGAACUGGCCUCAUGAAUAAAAUGGGGAAUAAAGGAGGAGUGGCUGUGCGUUUUGUGUUUCACAAUACCAGCUUCUGCUUCGUGAACUCUCAUUUGGCGGCUCAUGUGGAUGACUUUGAGAGGCGGAACCAGGACUACAAAGACAUCUGUGCCCGCAUGAGUUUCCACCUGCUGGAAUACCCCCCUCUCAGUAUAGUGAAACAUGAUGUGGUGAUGUGGCUUGGAGAUCUUAACUACAGACUAUGUUUGAAUGAUACCGUGGAAGUAAAGAGACUUAUUGCUGAGAAUGAGUUACGGAGGCUUCAGGAGUAUGAUCAGCUGAAUAUCCAGAGAAAGACUAAACGUGCCUUCGCAGAUUUCAUGGAAGGGGAUAUUAAUUUCAUCCCAACUUACAAAUAUGAUGCUAAAUCCGAUGGAUGGGACUCAAGUGGGAAGUGUCGAGUCCCUGCCUGGUGUGACCGUAUCCUCUGGAGGGGGAGCAACGUAAAGCAACUUCACUACCGCAGUCACAUGGAACUAAAGACCAGUGACCACAAACCCGUCAGCUCUGUCUUUAGUGUCGGGGUGAAAAUGGUGAUAGAGCAGCGCUACAAGAAGGUGUUCGAAGAGAUUGUGCGGGACAUGGACAGAAUGGAAAAUGACUUUCUGCCCUCUUUGUCCCUAACCCGACGGGAGUUCACCUUUGAAAAUGUGAAGUUCCGUCAGCUGCAGCGUCAGAGUUUUCUUAUCACUAAUGAUGGACAGGUUGCUUGCACCUUUGCCUUCAUUCCCAAACUUAAUGACUCUCAAUACUGUAAGCCCUGGCUACGUGCUGAGCCCAAUGAAGGGGUACUUGACCCUAAUGAGGCAAUAGAGAUCUCCCUGGAGGUGUAUGUCAGUAAAGAUUCUGUAACACUGCUAAACUCUGGUGAGGAUAAAAUCGAGGACAUUCUGGUGCUUCAUUUGGAUCGGGGAAAAGACUACUUCAUCACUGUCUCUGGAAACUAUCUGCCCAGCUGUUUUGGCACAUCUCUAGAGACUCUGUGCCGUAUGAAGAAGCCCAUUCGGGAGAUCCCCAUCACCAAACUCAUCGAUCUGGGAGAGGAUAGCUGCCUGGAAAAGGAGAAGUCCCGGAUGUAUUCCUUGUUUGACAGUUCUGGAACAGACGAUAAACCUCUGAAGAUUCCCAAAGAGGUCUGGUUGCUUGUUAAUCACCUCUACACCAAGGCCUGCCAGCAGGAGGACCUUUUUCAGACCCCUGGCCUGCAAGACGAGCUACAGAGUAUUAUUGACUGCUUGGACACCAGCAUUCCUGAAUCCAUCCCUGGCUGUAAUCACUCAGUUGCUGAAGCACUAUUGAUCUUCUUGGAGGCACUUCCUGAACCUGUGCUGUGUUAUGAACUCUAUCAGCGCUGUCUUGAAUGCUCUCAUGACAGCCGCCUCUGCAAACAGCUAAUAUCUCAGCUCCCACGAGCCCAUCGCAAUGUGUUCCGCUACCUGAUGGCCUUCUUGAGAGAAUUACUCAAACACUCUUUGGACAACAACCUGAACGCCAACCUCCUAGCUACUCUCUUCGCAAGCCUCCUCAUUCGGCCUCCUCCCAACCUUGCUGGCAAACAGACACUACAUGAUCGUCAGAAAACCAAUGACUUCAUACUAGGGUUCCUAAUGGGAGGCGAUGAAGACUGAGGGAGAGGACUGCAGAAUGAGGGGUUCAGGUGGUUCUGAAGCAGAAAAGACUCUUAAGGUGUGUUUGUGGCUGGUCUUCUGGGAGAUCUAUGGGCCCCCCUGCACUAAGAUGGCUAACGACCUCCGUGGUGAAAGUUUGGCACUGUUGGAUAGUUCUGAUUUGCACAAACAUUGCCCAUUGGUUCUUCUGUUCCUGCUUCAAAGGAAUAGAUGUUAGUUUAUCUCUGCUCCCUGAAUGUGUUGCUCUGGGAGUAUUAACAACAAACCUCAUCUUUUUGACUGUAGCAUCCAUAAUCCUACGUGCAGCCCCAGUUUCUCUGGUUUUGACUUCUGGAUCAGUGCUGUAAUGCCAAAUCGAAUAUUCCUGACCAUAGUUGACUGAAUGUGACUCUUGGCUACUCAAAAGAAGGCCUUUGUUACACUAAAGGAAAGCCAUGUAUUGGAGAUUGUAUUGACUGGUGCUGCCAGUUUAAAAACUCCCUCAGAGCCCAGAGCACAUUUUUCCGCCUGUCUCACGCUUCCUUUUCUCCUUCGAAAAAUAACCUUCACUUAGAAGUGUUUCUGACAAGGUGACUUAGACAAUCGACUACCUUUCAGAGUGGAGGAGAAGUCUGGACUAUGAUCUUUACUCACAGUUCAUCAUCUGAAUCAUGAUGAAUCAGCCGACUUUGUCCAUUGCGGUGUGCAGUGCACGUUAUUUAUGUUUUCCAGUCUCGUACGUCCUUGUUGUCCUGAGCAUUGGGCAUUUGUAUGUCCUCCACAGAUGAAUCUGUUAUCCUUCAGAAUAGACCCUUCAGUCUGUUGUGAUUGCAUAUCCAAACCCAUAAUCCUUAGUCAUCUUCAAUAAUAGCAAUGAGCGUCAACUUCAGAUGUGGUUUUCUUUAUCAGAUCUGGACUCUGGAUCUGAAGCUUUUAUUCUUUUGAAGUCUUACUCAUUUACAGAUCUUCUCUUGAUCCUGUUGUGCUACAGAGACGUUAACAUUUUAACUGAUGUGCUUACUGGGUCUUGUUUUGUUCUGUCAUGUCCUGUAAUGAAGAUGCAGCCGUGGUCCUUCUAUAUAUGUAUGCUGUGUGUUAUACUAAUCCAGACUGGGAUGAUUUUGUCUAUGUUUACAGUCUUUGUGUCCUUUGUUGGUGUUGUUUCAUGUUACAUUUACACUUUGUAUUUCCAUGUAGUGACUUAUUGGCAUAUGUUUUUCUGCCUUGAAAGUACAUAUUGGGAUUCUGUUGUUCUUUUUGUGAGUGUUGACUGAAAUUCUGCUGGUUUUUACUUCUUGCGCCAGCCAGUCUGGUUUUGUUGAACAGUGUGUGAAGAGGAAGUCUCUUUCUGUUAUACCAGCAUUAAUCAUCACCCCAACGCUAAAAUAUUAUUGUAACACAAACCACUAAAGCUGUUUCUCCACGUAAUGCGUGUGACAUGUUGCCCCUGUCUAUUAGCAAUAUUUCCUCACAAUCUCACAGGAAAUGUUUUGUGUGAGUUUUGCAACUCGGAAAAAGAGUUGUAAUCAGUUUCCGACCAACUCUGUAUCCUGCCUUCCUUUAUUUUUAGACAUAAAUGUGCAAAAAUGGUUCCUUUAGGGGCACUAUAGCUCGUCACUGGGACAGUGCUUUUAAAAGGAUGACUUUGUACAUUAUCUACCCCCUAAAUGCAUAUUAGUACCUUGGAGUAGUCAUACAGUAUGUAUCUUUAAGGUACUGCUGUGAAUGUUUUAGGGCUAAAUAAGGUACAAAAAUGUCCUUUGGGCACUGUCCUAGUAACACGCUUGUACAAUUUUUUGCACUUUUCUUUUUCUGAUAGUGUUGAAAACUCUAAGUAGUGAUGUUCUGUGAAUGAUAUUGUCUGUGGCUCAAUGUCCUUCAAUGAAUCUCAGUCUAAAUCGCUUCACAUCUGCUGCCAUAUUUACAAGCUUGUGUCUUUGUCUGAGCUUUCUGUUGGGUUUAUGUUUUCUAAUUUCUACUUUGGAAAGGCCCACCGUAGAACUCUGCUUUUUUUCAAUGCCAAUAGAUGAUGUUUCUGGGAGGACCUCAUUGCAGAUGGCCAUUAUACAGAUUUCUGGUGAUCUGGGAUCACCACACCCCAUCUGUUUGUUUAUCUUAGUGUCCUGUCUUUCUUUCCAUUCAGUUUUUGUUAUGAUUAUGAUCCUGGUACUUUGCAACUGGGUACUUGCACAUACUUUGUUUUAUUUUUGGGGGGUGGGACAUCUAAUUUAUUCAAUAAAAUAAACGCAUUAUGAACGUA
This is a messenger RNA of Pimephales promelas (fathead minnow), 5228 nucleotides long. RefSeq names its product OCRL inositol polyphosphate-5-phosphatase (gene ocrl). The record is from RefSeq and is a predicted model, not a curated record. Gene Ontology annotation, biological process: signal transduction; phosphatidylinositol dephosphorylation. Lineage: Eukaryota; Metazoa; Chordata; Actinopteri; Cypriniformes; Leuciscidae. Gene Ontology annotation, cellular component: membrane; cytoplasm. Gene Ontology annotation, molecular function: inositol phosphate phosphatase activity; phosphatidylinositol-4,5-bisphosphate 5-phosphatase activity.